Molecule: messenger RNA, 4017 nt
Organism: Sander lucioperca (pikeperch)
Lineage: Eukaryota; Metazoa; Chordata; Actinopteri; Perciformes; Percidae
Product: ETS-related transcription factor Elf-2
Exons: 10
Coding region: 493-2622 (709 amino acids)
Biological process (GO): regulation of transcription by RNA polymerase II; cell differentiation
Cellular component (GO): nucleus
Molecular function (GO): sequence-specific DNA binding; DNA-binding transcription factor activity, RNA polymerase II-specific
Source: RefSeq, a predicted model, not a curated record
GACUUCAGUCAGUCUCCAGAGGGGCACACCGUCCUGACCAAGCGUUUACUUCUUUAUUCGUUUACUGUCCCACAUGAAACCCCAAGAACACCGAGGUUUUUUAUACUCAUCUGUCUGGAGGCUCCUAAACAUGAAUACAGCUAACGUUAACGCUAAGUUAGCUAGCAUUAGCAGCGGGACUCUCGCCUGACACUCGACAGCAGCAACGGGAUCAGAGCAGAGCCGUCCGGCUAAGAGGAGAGUUGUCUCUGGUUGUCACCACACACACAUACACACACACACACACACACACACACACACACAGCAAACUCUCAUUAGCCAGCCUGCUAACGUCAAGUAGCUGGCGUCCGCCUGUCAACUAAGUUGGUUACCAGCAAGGAGCGAGCAGAAUUUCACGGGGCCUUUAUUCACCCAACUGGGUGAGUCCACCAGACCAAGAGGUGCUGUGGCUAAUCGCCGGCUGUGACUGCUGAUCCCUGAGGAGCAUGAGUCAUGGCCUCAGUGGUGCUGGUCGACACUGGUGGGACGGUGGUGGAGUAUGUCGCAGCUGAAGAGGACCCCGAGCAGGAGGGAGAGUGUGAGGUGGACUUGGAGUUUGAAGGGGAGGUAGAAGGCGAGUGUGAAGCUGAGGAGGCCUAUGAAGAAGUACAGGACAGAGAGGAGGCUGAGGAUUACCCAGCAGUCAUAGUGGAGGAGGUACCCGGCGCCAGCAUGGCCGACGAGCAAGGUUACUCAGCCCAGGUGUUUGUGUGUGACGACGAGGCCUACCUGAUGCAGGAAGUGGGCGAUGAGCAGGAGGUGGAGACAGAAGGGGAGCCAGUGGAGGCUUCUGUCCAUGGCACCAGCGUUCACUGCUCUGACAAGACCUUUGAGGCUGCAGAGGCUCUGCUUCGCAUGGACUCACCUUCCAGCCUCAGAGAGGACCGUAGCCCAGAAGCUUUUAUCCCGCCUUGCAUUGCGACGCCAGACUUCCUUCACGCCGCCAUGCGUCCCGACAUGAUUACAGAGACCGAGGUGGAGAUAUCGACAGAGGAGUACUGCGAGGAGGAGGACGAUGAUGAGAAUAUUGGCACCAUGAUGGAAGACCCGGAGCCAGACUACGAGCCCGUCAGGAAGAGGAGAGCUGGACGGAAGCCAAAGACGCACCAGUCAGCUAUUUCCAACGGCUCACUGGACCUGGGCAUCAAGAAGAAACCAAGAGAAGGCAAAGCAGGAAGCACCACCUACCUAUGGGAGUUCCUGUUGGACCUCCUCCAGGACAAGAACACCUGUCCCAGGUACAUCAAGUGGACCCAGAGGGAGAAGGGCAUCUUCAAACUGGUCGACUCAAAGGCUGUGUCCAAGCUGUGGGGCAAACACAAGAACAAGCCAGACAUGAACUAUGAGACCAUGGGACGGGCACUCAGAUAUUACUACCAGCGCGGCAUCCUUGCCAAAGUAGAGGGCCAGCGGCUGGUUUACCAGUUCAAAGAGAUGCCCAAAAACAUAGUCAUCAUCGACGACGACAAGGCGGAGAUGCCCUACCCCGACGACCUGAUGGGCUCCGAGAGCGCAUCCUACGAGCGCGUGGCGCCUCCGUCAGACAUGCUGCUGCAGGAUGCCGAGCUGUCAUCCUCCAAGAAGCCCAACAUCCUGCGGGGCGGGAACAGGGCCAACGCGGCCCACCCUACUGUCGCCGCUGGCAGCAGGACAGUGGCAGGAGGCGGCGCAGCAGCAGCGAUGGUGGCGGGGAUACAAAGGAUAGUGUCUGUUUCAGGAGCAUCGGAUGGGAGUCAGAUCCAGCAGUCGCACACGGCUAUCAUCCCUACCGCCACCGGGCCCAGGACGGUGCGGGUGGCAAUGCAGGUGCCUGUCGUCAUGACAACCUCACUGGGUCAGAAAAUCUCCACUGUUGCCGUGCAGCAGCCCACAGGGACAACGGGGGCCGCCGGCCACACCACCCUCCUCACCAACUCUUCUGCCGGGAACGCCAACUCGCAACAGAAGGUUGUGAUCCAGACCAUCCCCACCAUGAUCCCAGCCACAGCCGAGAACGGGGACAAGAUCACCGUCCAGCUGGCCAAGAUCAUCACAAUCCCGGCGCACCAGUUGGCUCAGUGUCACCUCCAGACCUCCGCGGGCUCCAACAAGCCCGGCGUCGGGGGCUCCCCAGCAGGCAUCAGCCUCCUCGGGAGCCCCCUGACGGUCCGGGCCCUCGCGCCCGUCAACGUCGGCCCGGGAACGCAGGUGAUGAGACUCAGCGUGCCCACGCAACCACAGACUCUAGUGGUGUCGCAGGCGGGCAGCGGGGCGGGGGUCGUGACGGUGUCGGCGGCCAAUCACGCGAUGGCGUCGGCCAAUCACGCGAUGGCGUCACACCCUCGGAUCAUGAAUUCCGUCAUGGUCAACGGCUCGGAGCUCAUGAUAGGAGCGCCAGCAGCCGGAGGAGUCACAAUGGAGAAGCUGAAGGCCGCAGGCGUCCAGCUCCAAACCGUGCAGUUGCCGGUGACAAUGGCCAUCCAGAAGAACCAGGGGAGCCCCAAAAGUGUCCCGAACGUCCAGUCAGAUGCCGUGGACGCUGAGGUGGUUAUCAAACUGCAAACGCCUGACGUGGCGAUGAAGAGCGAAGAGCCCGAGUGUUGAAACGCACCCUAUUUCGGCGGGUUAGUUUGUACAUGUCUGACGUUGUUUUUGCUCUUGUAAAAAAACCAGCAGCAGUCUGUGAGACUUUAAAAAAAGACUCCCGAAAGGCCUGUUUUUAGCCCUGAACCUGUCUUCACAUCUUCCCUGUCGUUCCCAGAACUUUACUGAUCCACGCCGGUCCUCAGCAACCACACUGAAACCUCGCCCAGUGUCGUGUACGGAGAUCAGACUGUACUGUACUCAACCUAGGAAAACACACAGACCUUAAAGGGACUUGUUGGGAAAGGUAAAGGGACCAACCUUGAUCACUACGAUGAAUGGCUUCUCAGUGGAUCGCCAUCACUGACUUCCGUUGGAAGGAAAUUACCUUUUUUAAAAUACAAAAAAAAAAAAAAAAAAAGAAGCUGAAACACUACAAAAUGAGGCAAAUAAUUACAACUAACCAAACUAUAAAAAUACACAGUUGGGGGUGUAAUUUAGAGACCAUUUGUUUAUUUCUUGGCUCUACAGAUUAUGCGAAAACCAGCAAUUUAUUCUUGUUUUUACUUAUAUCACUGUGCAGAUCAAGUAUGGCUGGUGCUACGUGAGUGCUAAAGAAAGAGACAGUGGAGCUGCGAGAAGCUCUCAGAAGGAACAUUAUCAGACAGAAAACGGUCAUGUAUGUACAUAUUUAUAUAUAUAUAUAUAUCUCUAUCUACUAUAUACAGUUUACGGAGCUAAAGUUAACAGGACAGCCUUAGUUUUUUUUAAUUUUCACUUUCUUUUUCAUGUAUUGUCUGAACAGUAAGCUGAAAUUUUGUUUUUGUGUUUUGAUACCUUGUACCAAGCACAGUAUUAUUGAAACUAGUAGAACUAAUAUUUGUAAUAUUAUUAGUUCUUUUUGUCACUAUCGGGCUGUUCGCCAGCGUCUGGGGAAAUGUCAAAGUUUGAAUCUCGGACUUACUUGACUUAAGGGUCUUGGCUAUUUCUCCAUUUUAUUUUAUUUUUUUUGACAAAUGUUUGCUCUUUUCACAAGCCUACAUGGAAAUGCAAAGAAAUGUGACUCAGAGCUGAUGCAUGCUGCCAUCUCUUGAAAAAAUAAUCCAAAUGCAAUGAAAAUCUUAAGUUUAUGCAAUAUGGCUGCGAAAAAUAUAAAACCACUAUGGAUCCCAGGUCACUUUACUUAAAACAGAAGGUCAAUUUGCCAGCAUACAUGUUUUUUUUGUACUGCCUUUUUGGCCCUGCCCCCUUACAUUUCAAUAUUUUUGUCUAAAGAGGAAAGAUGGAGAGAGAUGUUUGUGUUCAGACUGAACUGUUUGUAUAUUCAACAUUUGAAGUAUAUUCUAUUUUCUUGUACUCUUGUUUCAAAGUGUAUUAAAGUAGAUUUUACUGAAUAUAAAAAGACAUUUGAAACCU